UGCGCUGGCAUCUGGCGCGCGACGCAUCCAACAAUCUCUGGGCUGUCACGUGACCAACGAAAGAGCUUUACUUCGAAAAUGUGCAUUUAGAGAACUCCUGCGCUUAUGGAGUCCUCCGAAUAUGCACAAGUUUGUGUAUUUUGUAACGUAGCACCUUUUAGCGAGCAGGAACAGCUUUUUUGAAACAUGCACACGCAAAAGUGUAUUGCAGCAGCUUUAAUAGUGGAAGCAGAUGUUUGGAUCUGGUUGCAGUGCUGUCUUGUCAUUUGCUGUCCUGGUACACUUUCAUCUGGAAGUAUGCGGUCCUGGCUGUAUAUGGAGCAUAACUUUGGUAAAGUAAUAUCCUGUGUCUCCUGUUGUUUCGUGACAUCCAGGAUGACUGUGAAUCUGCUAUGGCUGUGAGAAAAUCCAAAUAUUUAGAAAGGAAUAUGAGAACUUCAUAGGAAGAUAACACUGAAACCUGCACACCAUGAGAAGGGUCUAUAUAAAGGGAGAUGUGCUUUGCUCCCUGAUUCUGCUGGUGCUUCUCUUUCUGCUGUUAUAUGCACAUCAAAGAAUAACGCCUGUAUGGGGGACUUUGCACAUUGAACAGGGGUCCACCAGCUCAAGACCCCUCAUCAGUGGAGCAUCGAUGGGACAGCAAACAAAGCCGUUACCUUCAAAAUCUCCAGACAUCCCUCUUUGCAAACCUGUGGUUCAGAUAAAGCCUAAAGCACAAGGACCAUCAAAGGACAAAUCUCAAAAAUCACGUAACAAAGCAAAGUCAAAGUUUCACCAGCCCUCAACGACAGCAAGUCUGCAACCAACCCAUGCUUCCUUUGACUUUGAGGAUUACCUUCGAAAGAAAGACCAACGGGACUUCAAGCUGCUAAUCGAUCAACCAAAAAAGUGUUCUGGACCAGAAGGAGCCCCUUACAUGCUGAUCGCCAUAAAAUCACUAGCGAUGGACUUCGACAAACGCCAGGUCGUUCGACGCACAUGGGGACGAGAAGAUGCGUCCCAAAAAAAACUCAAGAGAGUUUUUCUUCUCGGUGUGCCCCAAAAUCAAACAGCGCUCCCGUUAUGGGACAAACUGUUGGGAUAUGAAAGUCGCACUUUUAACGAUAUCCUUCUGUGGGACUUUGAAGACACGUUCUUCAACUUGACGCUAAAAGAAAUCCACUUCCUACAGUGGAUCAAUGUGAGCUGUCCCAAAGUCAAAUUUAUUUUUAAGGGUGACGCAGAUGUGUAUGUGAACAUUGACAAUAUCCUGGAGAUGCUUGAGGGUCAAGAGAUCAGUAAGGACCUCUUUGUUGGCGACAUCAUCGUAAAUGCGAAACCAAUCCGCAGACGCAACAGUAAGUACUUUGUCCCAGAGUUUAUUUAUGGCCAGGGCAUUUAUCCAUCUUAUGCGGGUGGAGGUGGUUUUGUCAUGUCAGGACAUACCGCAUUGAAGCUCCACCUUGCCUGCCAAGAGGUGGAGCUCUUCCCCAUUGAUGAUGUCUUCCUAGGCAUGUGUCUUCUGAGGAUCGGCCUUCAGCCGACUCGUCACGAGGGCUUCCGCACUUUUGGAAUCGUAAGACCAUCUGCUGCACCCCACCUCCAGGUCUUCGACCCCUGCUUCUACAGAGAGCUGAUGGUGGUGCACAGCUUGACAGUCCCACAGAUCUGGCUCAUGUGGAACCUUCUUCAUGACCCUAGCCUUCAGUGUCACAGCAGUCAUGAUCCCACGGUUUUUCCUUUUCAGUGGAGCGACAAGAUUAAGACAGCUAAGAGCAAGGCAAAGGACAACGACUAUGGGAUGAAAGUGUUUGUGGAACAUUAACUCCAAAAUAAUGAAUGCACUUUGAAACAUAAAACAUCAAACAACGGCUAUGAGAAAAUUCCAUCCCUCAUUUCGAUUUAAAUCAUAGUCAUAAUUAAACUACAAUGAGCUUAGCACACCACCGUUUAACUAUUAACAAUUUAGCAGAAAUUAUUAAACUGUGGGAACAAAUUCUUAAAUUGUAGUUGUAUGUUUUAUUAAAUUGUUCCUUAAUUUUAGUAAAAUCGUGACCACAGUUAAUGAUGAAUUAGCACAACUUGGCCAUAAUAUACCUAAAAUGAAGGAGUGGGCUUUUGCAACUGUUUUUUGAUUCAUGGACACAUUAUGCAGUUUUUUCCCUGCAUAUCAUGUGCAGACUUUCAUGAUUGUUCGAGGAUGUUGGACUGCUCUUUUCUAUGCAAAAAACAUCUAACGAUCCUUAAUUAUCAUACUCAAAAAAGUGAUUUGUGAAACUUUUACGCUAUAUUCCAUGUUCUUUGAAGCAAUACAGUAGCGUGUGAGAUAUUUAAGUCUUUAUUCACUGAAAAAAACUCUUUCAAGCCAGAACUGAUGAGUAAAUGAUUAUUUUAGGGUGAAAAGGUCUAAAAGACUGUUUAAAAAAUGCACAUUUAAGACAAAAGCAAAAGUUCUGUAGAUGGUUCUUUAAAAUGUGCUUUGUAAACCAAUAGCUGUAUCAUACACUUUAACUAUUCCUCUCUUACUGUAGAAAAAUGAUAAAGAUCGUAUAGGAAGUUGUAUAGGAAUCGGACACAUUUUGUAUGCACAAAAUGGACACUAAUGUUGAUACUGAUAUUCUCAUGCAAAAAAGUACUGGGUUAUGUAUCAUAGUACAGACUAUUACUGUAUAUAUUCUUUAGAAAAACGGCACUACUCAUCAAACUGAGCAAUAUUUCUUCGAUUAAUGUGCUGUAUUGUUUCGGAUGAUCUGCUGUGUUUUGGAUUUAGAUUAAACUGAAUUUGGUAUAGCCUGCUGUGAACAUGAACAUACUACUACACUUUGAGCUUGUUUUAAAGUAAA
Messenger RNA from Puntigrus tetrazona (Sumatra barb), 2822 nucleotides. It is a transcript of the gene b3gnt9, whose product is annotated as UDP-GlcNAc:betaGal beta-1,3-N-acetylglucosaminyltransferase 9. Gene Ontology annotation, molecular function: hexosyltransferase activity. Gene Ontology annotation, cellular component: membrane. The record is from RefSeq and is a predicted model, not a curated record. The coding region runs from base 470 to 1804 and encodes 444 amino acids. NCBI's taxonomy places the organism in Eukaryota, Metazoa, Chordata, Actinopteri, Cypriniformes, Cyprinidae. The transcript is spliced from 3 exons.